AAUAAGAAAAAUUAACUGACGCACUAACCAUGGUUAGAUAAAACGGGGAGAACGAGAAUCUCCGCUAAAUUGGAGGACUGAAAGAAGUUAAUACAGGGAAAAAGGAGGUCUUGUUGCUUCUGGACUCCGAAAUUCUCGGCUUGAGACGACGAAGCAAAAUUACUGUUUUCUUUUCUUUCCGUUUGUAUUUUCGAUUUUCUUUUCCUGCGGGAGUUGGACGGAACGAUCGAUAGAUUUCCGAUUUUCUGUAAACAUCAUAGGAUCUGAAGUUGGUUUUCUGUGUUAUAAGGGAGAACAGUGGGUUGAUUGGAAUUGGAAUCGCUUCUCUGUUUUGGGGUUUCUUUGGAGCUUUCGAUGGGCAGAUUCUGACGCCAUGAGGAAGAAGUUAGAUACCCGCUUCCCUGCUUCUCGGAUCAAAAAGAUAAUGCAAGCAGAUGAAGAUGUUGGAAAGAUUGCAAUGGCUGUGCCUCUUCUAGUUUCUAAAGCAUUGGAACUGUUUCUGCAAGAUCUUUGUGAUCGGACAUAUGACAUAACUCUUCAAAGAGGAGCCAAGACCAUGAGUGCUUUACAUUUAAAGCAGUGUGUACAGAGCUUUAAUGUGUUUGAUUUCCUGAGGGAAAUUGUUAGCAAAGUUCCAGAUUUAGGUGGGUCUGAUGCUGUUGGUGAGGACAGAGCUGUUAAGAGAAGGAAAGCUGUAGAUGAUGAUGGUGACAGUGAUGAUGAAUUAAAGAGGACUAGAAUGCAUGAGAUGGGCCACAGCAGCACCAGUGGAAGAGGGAGGGGGAGAGGCAGAGGAAGAGGCCGUGGGCGAAGUAGCCGUGUGAUAGAGAGGGAGAGUGCCCAAUAUGAUAAGUGUGAAGAUGAUCCAGAUAUCUCUCCUCAACACAAUGAUAAGCACCAUCUUAACACUGAAAGGCUGGAUAAUGGAAAUGAGGCUAAGGAAUCAAAAGAAGGCAUGGUAGUUGGUAGUAGUACCAAUGCAGUAGUCCGAAACUUUGACCUAAAUUUGGACUUGGAUGAGAAUGGUGAUUCCUCUGCCAUGGCAGCAGCAGCCCCUGCCAUGUCAGUGGAGCCUCCUGAGAUAAAACACGAAGAAUAUCCUGGCUGGUCACUGUCUGAAAUGGACAAAAUGGCAAUUGAUCCUGUUCAGCUUGCCCAGCUUAACAGAAGGCUAGAUGAGGAUGAAGAAGAUUAUGAUGAAGAAGGAUAGCUGACAAUUAGUAAUCCAUCUCAUAGAGGUUAGAAGUAACUCCUUGCCCUUACAUAUAGGAUAGAUGGUAAUAUGUCCUCUCUUGAGACMUAGUUAGGCAGUUUAGGGAAACCAAGAGAAAUGAACACACACAGAUGUAAUUUCUCAACAUUGAAGAUGAAACAUGCUUCACCUCUAGAAAUGCUGAAAGGGGUUUUUGACCUUUCUAGUAUCUGUAAUAUAUGUUUAUAUACCUCCCACUAACAAGAACAAUUUCAUACACAUUUCUCUGAGCAUUGGCAAUCCUCAGUGUGUACUCUGAUCUUUAAUAGAUAUCAGGAGAGAAUACUCAUUAGCUAUAGCAUUAAAAUUCCAGUGUUGAGGUAAUUUUUCCAUAUAUUCUGAUUAUAAACU
Nelumbo nucifera (sacred lotus) is the source of this 1603-nucleotide messenger RNA. RefSeq lists its product as uncharacterized. Gene Ontology annotation, molecular function: core promoter sequence-specific DNA binding; RNA polymerase II general transcription initiation factor activity; protein heterodimerization activity. NCBI's taxonomy places the organism in Eukaryota, Viridiplantae, Streptophyta, Magnoliopsida, Proteales, Nelumbonaceae. The record is from RefSeq and is a predicted model, not a curated record. Gene Ontology annotation, cellular component: nucleus.